This is a messenger RNA of Cynoglossus semilaevis (tongue sole), 2501 nucleotides long. It is a transcript of the gene c9h19orf67, whose product is annotated as chromosome 9 C19orf67 homolog. The transcript has 8 exons. The coding region runs from base 146 to 1183 and encodes 345 amino acids. The record is from RefSeq and is a predicted model, not a curated record. NCBI's taxonomy places the organism in Eukaryota, Metazoa, Chordata, Actinopteri, Pleuronectiformes, Cynoglossidae.
UUGGACGGGGUUGAUUACGAUGUCACAAUUUUAUUUUCAUUAAAAAUCCUUUUUAAACAUGUAAACAUCUGCUCUGGAGUCUGAAAGUGAAGGGAUGAUGCCUCGUUGAUCGUAUUUAGGAUAUAUUUUAUUGAAAACAGACACAAUGGUAGAAAUUGAAGUUAAAAUUGAGCUCCAGCCCAAAAACUUACAGUCCGAAGAAAAGGGGUGUGGAAGAGAGGGACCUCAUAAGGACUUAAUCGGCCCGAAUGAGCUGCUGCUGCUCACUGACGUUACAUUGGCGCCAUCUUGUGAUGAUGAGGCAACUUACAGCUGUAAACGUGAAGACUGCAGAUACCUGGAGGUCAGGGACAUGGAGACGAGCCUACAAAUCCUGCAGCCGCAGCUGCUGUGCCUCAUGAGCAAAGCUGACGACCUCCACAAGUGCCUGGACAAGGAAAAGAGUCUUGGAGAGUCACAGGCUCUUGCUGCCAAAGUACCCAGUUUCCUGUUCACCUGUCAGCCUUUCUUCAACCACCUACAGGCCACAGCCUGGAACAGCGUGUCCCAGAACACUGGUUUGCCUUUAGACAUCAGUACAAGGUUGCUUGAUCUGUCUCAGCAGCUGUUUGACAAGUUGGAGCAGCUUGUGUUAACCUACGCUCAACAUGGUCUCCUCUCUUUGGAUGAAACUGAGCCCAACAGUGUGUCCCACUUUUGCAUUGGUCAGAGUCAAAUCAGCCACCUGAGGGUGACGGCGUUCCGCUACUGCAGGCUCACACCCUACCUGGCCAAGGUCAACACUGGCCUGUACAAACGGAUGCGUUGGAACGUGGAGAGGCUGCAGGAGCAGCAGGAUCAGCAGACAGACGAAGAGCCUGGUGGAAAAAGACAGCAGUGUGCAGCCCAUACAGUUGGAGAAACAGAUUAUUAUUUCCUGUGCUGUGAGGAUAUUCCAAACACACCAGCUGAUGACGACAGCUCCAUCGUCUGUUCCAUAAACAUGGCUAAGAUGUGGAGCAUCGGUCAAUGGGUUCAGGUGAAACCAGACCCCAACAGUGAGGACAUCUACGACUGGAUCACCUGUGAGACUCCUCAGGCCUCCUAUCACAGGCUGUUGUUAUUGGGUAGUGAGGAGCCAACGUGCUGCAGUGCCACAGACCUCCUGCAGAAGCUGCUGUUGUCAGACCAAACACCUCAGUAGAUGGAGUUGAUGCUUUUUGAAGUUCUAAGUUUACAGCUUGUGAAGAGAGACUGGACCAGUUUAGUUCACCGAAUGUUGAAGGUCAAGCCAAAAAAAAAAAAAAAAACACUUUUGUCAGGUUUGCUGCUUAAUAUCCUGUUAACUGUUUUCAUGUUUGAUAGCAUUUUUAUAAGUGUUGAGAUUUUACAAGAAUUUUUCAGUUUAACGUGAGAAUUUGUUCUGUAAAGAAAAAGUUAUUUUUUUUAAAAAAGCCUUUUAUUUACAAUAAAGGUUACACUGGAAUAACACCACAGGAUAACAGUAUCUCGUCUCUUAAAUUCAAACAUAAGAAACAUUUUACACUAUGAAACAAGCUGCCAUGAUUUGGGCGUCCGACUGAGGGAGUGCCCUUUGUAGUUCAUAUUAACAGGUUCAUCAAGUCAUUUCAACAGGUAGAUAAACAUACACCCAUCUUCAUUUAUAUUUAAUAUAAAAAUCAGACAUUUAACCAACAUCUUACUACGAGCUCAGCCUGCUGUGUUCACUUAGACCUUGACCCCAAUCAGCCCAACAGUUCAGUUGAGACAUGACUUGGUAGAUAAUUCAAAUCAAAACAUAAAAAUCUAACAUUUACAGCUAAAACUGUUCGAUCUAUAUAUGACUUUGAGAGAUCUGCUAAACCGCUAAGCUAAAAACGUAAAGGAGGUUCCCGUCAUUACAGUGAUCAGUCUUGAGGCAACGUUCACACGGACGCUAACAAAAACACAAACUUGUGCGGUAAAGCACACCCAGGAAAUCCAGUUUUGUCACAUCUGUAGCCAGUAGAUUCCUGCAGCACCCAACAUCCUGAAAGACUUUAAGAAGAUACUGGACAAAGCUAUGGUGGAGACAUGUGGGAAAGCUGCAACGGUGGGGUUAAGGCUGGAGGGAAACCAGUGUAGGACAAAAAAAAUUAAUAAAACGAAUAAGAAAACUGUUGAAAAACGUCGCCUGCAAAUUUUGGUGCUGUCCAGUCUUGUUCAAACUGGGAAAAAUAAAUAUUUUAAACCUUUGACCUGAGACUGCCUUCAGCACAGAAUCACAAACACACACAACACCUAAGGACAGAAAAAACACAACGUCACACAGACGCAACAUCAUUUGUACAGUGGAUACACUGAUUUGACCUGAUAUAAAAACAUCCUUCAUAUAACAAUAUCACUGUGACCACUGUGACCUCAGGACAGGUCCAGGGUGAGAACUGAAGUCUGGUGUAUUUAGUUCAGCUGUAGCAGACAGCUGUAUUUACAACCUGUUGUCCAUCUGCAGUCUGUGGCUGAUAAAGCUUAAAAAAAAAAAA